Molecule: messenger RNA, 1614 nt
Organism: Closterium sp. Yama58-4
Lineage: Eukaryota; Viridiplantae; Streptophyta; Zygnematophyceae; Desmidiales; Closteriaceae
Source: the annotation of a GenBank genome assembly
AUGUUUCCUCCAGAAUUCGUAUUCGGAACUGCGACGGCCGCGUACCAGGUGGAGGGAGCGGCACGGGAGGGGGGUCGGGGCCCCAGCAUAUGGGACGAAUUUUCGCACACGCCAGGCAAGACACUAAAUGGUGACACGGGAGAUGUGGCAUGCGAUCAAUACCACCGCUACAAGGAGGACAUCGCUCUGAUGGUGAACAUGGGGAUGAAGGCCUACCGCUUCUCCAUAUCAUGGUCACGCAUCAUGCCCUCUGGGCGGCUGCCUGUGAAUCCCGAGGGGGUGGCGUAUUACUCUGCGCUCAUCCAAGCACUGCUGGACCACGGCAUCACGCCCUACGUGACGCUCUUCCAUUGGGACCUCCCUCUCACCCUCGAGAAGGAGUUUGGCGGAUGGAGGAGCCCCGAAAUAGUACCCUGCUUUCGCACCUAUGCUGACACCUGCUUCGCGCUCUUCGGCCGCUCUGCACCGCACUGGAUCACUCUAAACGAGCCGCUCUGCUUCACGCUGUGCGGGUACCAGUGGGGCAUUCACGCGCCUGGGCGCUCCUCCAACCGCCUCAUCUUCCCCCAGGGAGGCAACUCGGCCAGGGAGCCAUACGUGGUCAUGCACCACCUGCUGCUCGCACACGCUGCUGCUGUUGACGCUUUUCGACUAAGGUUUGGGUCCCACAGUGGCAUGAGCAUAGGGCUGGCAGUGGAUGGGGAGUGGGCGGAGCCUCUCACCUCCUCGCCUGCUGAUGUGCAAGCAGCAGAGAGACGCAUGCAGUUCCAGCUUGCAUGGGUGCUAGAUCCGCUCUUUUCAGGCGACUAUCCGGCAGUGAUGAAGCAGAGGGUGGGGGACCGCCUGCCCUCCUUCACACCGGAGCAGCAGCAGCAGCUCAAGGGGUCUCUGGACUUUGUAGCAGCAGGAACGAGCGCGGCUGGUGUGGUUCCGCUGCUGCCGCACGAGUCCCCUGCACUUGCUGCAAGUGCACAGGGCAGGGCGAGUGAGGAGAGUGGGGCGGCCGCUGCAGUAGUGUGCGGGGAGGAUGAGGGUGACCAUUUCAAAGACCAAGGUGUUGAGAUAUCCGCAUCACGAGAUGGCAUCCCCAUUGGAGAGCGGGCAGCGUCAGAGUGGCUGUACAUCGCGCCAUGGGGAUUCACAAGGCUCCUCAACUGGAUAACAGCGCGCUACAACCGCCCUCCCAUCCUCAUCACAGAAAACGGUAUGGAUGACGCCGAUGACGCACUCCCACCGUUGGAUUGGACUUCACUCUCCCAGACGCCCGUACGGGGAAUUCAGGGGAGUGGGUCUCAAGAGAAUGGAGCUGAGACCCUCCAGCAGCCUUAUGACUCGAUUCAGCUGCCAGCUGCUCUUGAUGACUGGAAGCGAGUCAGGUUUUACAAUGAGUAUCUUGGAGCCGUUGCCGAUGCCAUGAGGGAUGGAGCGGAUGUGAGAGGGUACUUCGCAUGGUCUCUUCUGGACAACUUUGAGUGGGCCAUGGGCUACUCACGCCGCUUCGGCAUCCAUUAUGUGGACUUCGCUCACGGGGGUGCUAGGUUCCCCAAGAGGUCGGCCCUCUGGUGGAGGCAUGUGCUGUGUGAGCCAGAAGAUUCAAUGACUGCUGCAGAAUGA